AUGUCUCCUCCACGCGACCCAACAUCCGACUCCGAAGACGAUGACCCAGACUACGUGCCCCCCGAGCACCAAGACUCGGAUAGUUCUGGAGAUGAAGAAGGGAAUGAUGAGACUACACUGCCGAAUGAAGUGAAAGAGCAAGAUCUAGCCGAGAAGAAAAAGGCGCGGGACACGCUAUGGGCUAGUUUCCAGGCGUCUGUCGCCUCGCCACCACCUCCGAAGGUCCAAGAGCCGCCCAGGAAGCCCGUGAAGAUCGAAAAACGUUAUCUUUUCGCAGGGAAGAACAUAGUAGAAGUGGUUGAAGUCCCUGAGGAUUCAGAAGAUGCCAAACAGUGGCCACGGUGGCAGCCACCAGAGUCGUCUUCUGUUGCUGCACCAGCACCGGAGUCUUCGUCAUCAACCACCGACGUGGGUUUAUCAGCAUCAAUGUCAGCAGGUCCCAUGAAGCCUCUGGCACAGAAAUCUGCCCUAGGGAAACCCCCGGGACCUCGCAAGCCUCGCACGUCAUUAGCAGACAUACCGACUCAGAAGGCUAAGAAGAUUACUACUCUUGAUAAAUCUGCAAUGGACUGGCGAGCGCAUGUCACGUCGAGCGAUGUCAAAGACGAGCUUGAUGCUAACCGGCGUGGGGGUGGUUACUUAGAAAAGAUGGACUUCCUGAAACGAGUCGAGGACAGGAGAGAGGAUGCCUUUGAAGCGAGCAAAUCUAACAAAAGGCGAAGGACGUGA
Messenger RNA from Suillus paluster, 729 nucleotides. RefSeq names its product bucentaur or craniofacial development-domain-containing protein. The record is from RefSeq and is a predicted model, not a curated record. Bases 1 to 729 code for a protein of 242 amino acids. The transcript has 4 exons. NCBI's taxonomy places the organism in Eukaryota, Fungi, Basidiomycota, Agaricomycetes, Boletales, Suillaceae.